Messenger RNA from Capsaspora owczarzaki ATCC 30864, 918 nucleotides. RefSeq lists its product as hypothetical. The record is from RefSeq and is a predicted model, not a curated record. NCBI's taxonomy places the organism in Eukaryota, Filasterea, Ministeriida, Capsasporidae. The transcript has a single exon. Bases 1 to 918 code for a protein of 305 amino acids.
AUGUUGAUACAUUGCGCUUCCAUUGCCGCUGCAGCUCCAGCACUGUUGCCUCGAUCGUUGGCCAGCAGCAGCGUCGCAGCCGCCGUCGUCCGCCACCACAACCCCAACUACCACCCUCGCCACCCUCACCGGCAGCAGCAGAGGCGCUCGUUCUCAUCCAUCCUCAUUCUCGCUGGCCGUGCGCACGCGUCCACCGCGCAUGGCGGCCCAGCGAGCCAUCCACCUGCGCCCUUCCUCCGCUCCAGUCGCCCAGCCAGCCAAGCCAACAACGCUGCUACUGCUCGUACUACUACUGCCGCUGCUGCUGCUGCUGCUGCUGCUCCGGCUCGGAAUGCAGUGCCGCGGCCGGCCGAGUUCCCUGGCGAAGCUGGCUUUCAGCCCUUCCGCCCCGAGGCGCUCGAUCCGCCGCGAGUCACCUUUGUUGGCAAGACUGCGCGGCAGGCCAAGCUGGGCGAGGACCCGCGGCUCAAGACAUGGACGACGCUCAAGCUGCCGCAGGUGCCGCAGCAGCCGCAGCAGCAGCAGGAAGCAGCGGGAAGCCCAGCCGGGUCUGCUCAGACGAGUGCUCAGACGAGUGCUCAGACGGCCGCUCAGCCGCCUCGAGACAUGUAUGAAGCGCGCUCGUUCACGCCGGAAGCGCGCGGCAAGAUGCUGCGUGCCAUCCAUGGCAUUGGGGCUGCACUGUCGCAGCAGCACUUGUUCACCCGCCUCGACGACGGGCGCGAGUGGCGGAUUCGUCAGCUGGCUGCACUGCAAGAGUUUGUAUCCAAGCGAUCGACCUCGCUGCGUCCCGUGUCCGUGCCACCUGCAUCAAGCUCGAAUUAUCAGCAGCAGCCGCAUCAGCAGCCGAGUGGAGAUGAUCAGACGGCGGCUCAGCAAUCACAAACAACAGCACCGGCAGAAUCGCUACAACAAUGA